AUGUUUUUCUCGGCGUACACCGUGGUGGCGAUUGCGAUCGCGUUGGUAAUCGAGAUGUUCGACAUCGAUUCCCUCAGCUCGAUCGUUCGCUAUUUGGUGAUGUCCGCCGGGUCGAUGGUUGCACAGAUUUAUGUCGUCAAUGGGGUCACUUGUUCGGAGAUCUAUCCAACCGCCGUCCGUAACAUUGCCUAUGCAACGACGCAAAUCAGCGGAAGUAUUGGAUCAAUUUUGGGACCGCAGCUUUUCCAUUUGUCCUCAAUCUUCGAGCUUCUUCCCUAUUUGGUGAUGUUGGCGCUGCAAUUCGGCGAGACUUUUUGUGUCACCGUUCUGGUGCCCGAAUCAAAGGGACGACCGAUGGCCGAUUCGAUGCCCGAAGUGAAUGAAAGAUUCAGAUUGUGCCGACCAAAAGUGGUGAUUGACGACGAGGAAAUCAAGAAAGUCUCCCGGCUGACCCCUGCUCUCCCGCAAAAUGAAAAUAUUGCC
This is a messenger RNA of Mesorhabditis belari, 483 nucleotides long. The record is from the annotation of a GenBank genome assembly. Lineage: Eukaryota; Metazoa; Nematoda; Chromadorea; Rhabditida; Rhabditidae.